CACUCGGUUGGUUAAGAGCACGCGGCUCAUUAUCACGACGCUGCAACACAACAAGCCGCACUAACUGUUUUUAUGGCCGUUUUAUAUGAGCGAAGAUAUCAGGAAGUCAACGUCUGAACAAUGAACAAACGAAACUCAGUUUCAAAUGGUUCGGGAGCCUCACUAACAUCUCCAUCCGCCGCCCGUCGGAGAAGGACGCCAACAUUAAGGCGGUCCCGCAGCACGAUGGCAGCCUCGACGGUGCCAAAUCGGCCGCGGAGGAACAAGUGGUGGAUGACAUGGCGGACUGUCUGCACAGCCCCAGCUACGCCCGCUCCACUGAGAUGUACACACACGUGGGCACGGUGCCGCGCAGCCAGAGGCAGAAGAGCAGCACGGGGCUGAAGAAGAAGAAGAAGAAGAAAGAGGAGGAGGAGGAGGAGAGUGGAGGGCAGAGCCAGUGGAAGGCGGGGGAGCAUGUCCGAGACUCCCCUCUGCUCAGCGCCAUGUCCAGCCUCAGUUUGACCAGCCUGGAGCAGCAUGUCCUCGCCCGGCCGCUGCCCGCCACCCCGACACCCAGCCGGGCGUCACCUUUGACCUCUCACUCCAGAGACCCUCCAGCGGACCCCAUUAAGAACCAGGGGUCCUCGUUAAGGAGCGGGGACGCUUUAGAAACCUCAAACAUGCCAACUAACAUCCCCAAAGCGGCCUCGGCGCAGGAUGUGUAUGUGCCGAUGGACCCGAUCACUGAAGCGGCUCCCAGCCACGUGGGCGACCAAACAGAGAGGCAGCGAUGUGUCACAAGGUCACAGGAAACCACAAAGACUGCGAGCGGCUGGCAGGAAGAGGGGCGUUUCGAAAGUCGGCAGGAGUUGACAGACAGCAGCGGAGAAUAUGUGAAGUUCUCCAAAGACAAGUUCUGGCUCGAACCGCCGACGGAGAAACUGAGGAAGCAGCUGGAGGAGGAGCUGAAGCUGAGCGGCAGCAACCUGAAGAGCCACGCCUGGUACCACGGACGAGUGCCCUGGGAGGUGUCCGAGAGCCUGGUGGUGAACCACGGAGACUUCCUCGUCAGAGACUCUCAGUCCAGUCAGGGCGACUUUGUCCUCACCAGCCACUGGGAGCACAAAACGCUUCACUUUGUCAUCAGGAGGACGGUGAUUCAGUCCGGGGAGACGUACACCCGAGUCCAGUUCAGCCUGGAGGACGAGGCCUUCGACUCGGUGCCGGCUCUCGUUCACUUCUACGUGGGCAGCAGGGCGGCUCUGAACCGGUGGAGCGGAGCUCAGAUUCACCGUCCCGUCAACAGGACUCUGCCUCUUAGCUACCUGGAGACGGCCUUCGGCACCGUCGCCGUCAGCCCCCCGUCCUGCCACAGGGGGCUGAAGACCAGCAGCACGAGCGGAGAGGAGAGAGUCUGUCCCAGAAGUCCCUCCUCUGUCCACCACGGGGAGGUAGACGUGAACACUGAGCAGGACGACCGCUUUCUGCCGACUGAAGAAUCCUCUCUGUCUACUCUGACCAGCAGCACUCCACAGUCCAGAAGCCCUGGCAGCAGCCGGGCAGCCAGCGUGUCUCCGUCCCCGUCCCUCUCCCGACACUCAGACACCACGCGACCCCUGCCCUCUCCCAGCGGCACCCUCCACAAACAGAGUAACGACACACCCCAGCCUCAUCCGAACCAGGACUCCCCGUCCUCUGAUGAAGGAGGAAGCUGUUACACAGAACUGUACCCCGGCCCUCAGAGCUACGUGGAGAGGCUGCGGGCCGAGGAAGGGUCAGCAGGUGUAGAUCCACAGAGGGCGGAGGACGGAAACGUGUACUUCUCGCCGGUGGUAGAGACGGUGUCUUCUUUCAAACCGAGCCGGUACGAGUCGGCGCUGAUGCCCAAGGAGAAUAAGCCUUUGGAGGUGGGCAUCCUGCGGAGGGUUAAGGAGCUGCUGGCCGAGGUCGACCCCCACACAGCGGCCAAGCACAUCACCAAGGCUGACUGCACGGUGGCCAGAAUCCUGGAGGUGACUCCAGAGGUGCAAAGGAUGAUGGGAGUCAGUUCUGGCAUGGAGCUGCUGACAUUACCACAUGGCCAACAGUUGAGACUGGACCUGCUGGAGAGGUGCCAGACCAUGGCCAUCAUGUUGGCUGUGGAUGUGUUGGGCUGCACGGGGACGACGGAGGAGAGGGCCGGCCUGCUGCACAAAAUCAUCCAAAUCGCAGCCGAGCUCAAGAGCAACAUGGGCAACAUGUUCGGCUUCGCUGCCGUCAUGAGAGCUUUGGAGCUGCCGCAGGUGUCCCGCCUGGAGCAGACCUGGACGGCGUUACGGCAGCGACACACAGAAGGCGCUAUCCUCUAUGAGAAAACUCUGAGGCCGUUUAUGAAGAGUCUGAACGACGGGAGAGAGAGCUGUCCGCUGUCCAGCACCACUUUCCCCCACGUCCUGCCCCUCCUGUCUCUGUUGGAGAAGAGCGUGGCGGUUGGUGAUGGAACAGAGCCGUGGGAGACGGUGGAAGUCGGGGUGGACAUCGUCAUGUUCCACCUGGGGGCGGCGAGGACCAUCGCUCAGCUGGGGGGCAUCUACCACUCCAACGCUGAGAGCAAACUACAAGGUUUCCAGGAGCGGGCGGAGAUCUCGGAGAUCUUCCUCACAGACUUCCAGAUGAGACUCCUGUGGGGGAGCAGGGGAGCCGGGGAGAGUCAGGCUCUUCGAUACGCCAAGUUUGACCAGGUUCUGACCGCCCUGUCCAACAGGCUGGAGCCGCCCGCCAGACCGCUCUGACCCCAGACCUGUUUUUAAUAACUUCGCUUAUCUGGGACGAGCUCCCUGUCAUGUUCUCAGUCUUGCAUGGGACAGUCUGUUGGACAUUGAGCUGCUCCUGAAGCCUGAUGUCUCACUCAAGAGAAACUGGAACGUCAUUACAUUAUCAAAGGGAGAGCGAGUCGAUGUUUCCACUGCAGCCGCAAACACACUUCAUACAGUCAGCUUAUAGACUCUAGAGCACUGGUGGCCAAACUUUUUUGGUUGCGGACCAUAUACAAUAAAAAUAUAAGGAGUCAUAAGCUAAAUAAGAGUAAAUACAUUGUUUUCAACCAGCUAUGAAGCAAGAAAAUCUAUGUUUAUAGACCAGAAAAACCAACUUGCCAUAGAAAAUUCCUUAUGCCUCUGCGCAGGUGUUAGCUGAGGCUGGAGGCCUCAGCAAGGGCCCAGGCUAGACUUGAAUCUGGGCUGCUGCAGUAAGGACUCAGCCUUAAUGAUACACACUCCACUACCAGUGUGUCUCUGCAUCUUUUAUUUAAUAUAAGGACUUCACAAUUAACCAAAAUGUGAAUGGGAGAUAUGAGUGUAAAUAUGCGGUACUGUGCCGGGUUCUCUUGUGGUGGGGUGCUUUUUUUCUUGCAAAAAAAUGAGCAAGUGUUUUUUGUUUUCAUGAAAAGUGAUAACGUGGCAAUUUUGUGAUUCAACUUUGACAAAAGACAAACAUCUCUUACAGUAUUGCUACUCUUUUUAAUGCUCAGAGCAGCACAGUGCACACAAUCAAAGGUCGCUUUGAAAUGUGCACUGUAACAACUGCAAAUGUAAUGAAUCAUAAACGUAAUACAAAUCUGCAGCUUUUAAUAAAUUUCCCAAAACGCAAUGGCAGUCUUUUCUGGACGUAUUAUAGAUGUCCUUUCUGUAUGUCAUAUAGAUGUCUCUUCUGUGCAUCACAUGGAUGUCUUUUCUAGACAUUUGUAGUAGGCAACUGCUAUUACGUUUGUGGGAAAUUUAUAACGUUUGUGGGAUCAUGCCAUUAAAAGCUGCAGAUAUUUAUCACGCUUGUGGUUUAUUACGUUUGUGGGCGUUACAUGCACACCUGAGAGAAGCUCCUUUACACUUAGAGGGGUUAGGGUUAGGGUUAGGGUUUCUCGGCUUUUCUCAGUGGCAACUGUUUACUUUCUGUUUAGUCAGUUAUUUCCAAGCAAACACACAUUCCCAGAGUUCUGUUUUCAUCACAUGUACAACACUAUAGGGAGCAAACAGGCAACAGUUUAGUCAGGUAAGGCUCCAUGGUACAAAUUCAGAGAGAUAAAAGAAAUUAAACGUGAUUUUAUUUGUUUAUUUGACAGGAACAGUACAUAGUCUCUUAGGGACCGUUUGUUAUUUAUGAGACGGUAGGGGAGGUAUGGUCGUAUCUUUUAUUAAAAAAAUAAAAUAAUAAUAAUAAUAAUAAUAAUAAUAAUAAUAAUAAUAAAGUCAAAUCACAGCCACCCUCCUACUCUAAAACAUAAAGUACAGUCCCUAAAUACAUUGGUAGUCAACAUCCAUGUCAAAAUGAGUUGGCAUAAUUUAUAUUAUUUAUUGAAUCCAACUUAUUUUAUCCAGAUAUUCAAUAAAUAUGACCUGAUUUUACCCAGAAAUUCAGUGAAAUAAAACUGCAAUAUAAAGUCACACGAUAACAAGACAGAUCAUAUUCAUCAUACAGAUUUCACAAAUAUUUACAUAAAUAAUUUCAAAUGAUUAUAACAUUAAAACACACAAUUAAAGGAGCAGUAUAUGUACAAAUAUAUAUAUAUGUACAGUAAACAUGAUAAUACAUGCGAUAUGUGUAAUUUCCCUCUCAGUGCGAUGAGGCCGUGCCUCGGUCUGUUAGACUGAAUGUUUUUUUUUGUCUGCAUGAAGGCUGGACCUUCACUAAAUCCACAUCUGUACCAAAUGUAUGCCAUAUUGUACAACCCAAUAACAGAAUAACAUUACAUUUACGUUUCCAUUUUUAUAUGUUCAUUAUUAUGUGUUAAUUGUUAGGAUUUUCUAAUUUGGAGUGAAUAUUUAAUGUCAUCUUGGUUGAGAUUACUGGUGCUGUAAUCAUUGUGGGGGUCAGUUCAGAACUUAUUUUGAAAAACUUUUUUUUGUUUGUUUUUCACAAUUAAAGCUCUUUAUCUCUUAUUAUCACUGUGAAUUGGAAGUGAACUGAUCCUGAACACACAUGUGCAGCACACAGGUACAGAGGAUUUCUAUUACUUUACAUAGAAUUAAUAUGUAAUAUUUAUCUGAAAUGUGAAAUGUAAAUAAACAUGUUUACCUCA
This is a messenger RNA of Plectropomus leopardus (leopard coralgrouper), 5035 nucleotides long. Its product is annotated as SH2 domain-containing protein 3C-like. Lineage: Eukaryota; Metazoa; Chordata; Actinopteri; Perciformes; Serranidae. The record is from RefSeq and is a predicted model, not a curated record. Gene Ontology annotation, biological process: small GTPase-mediated signal transduction; positive regulation of peptidyl-serine phosphorylation. Gene Ontology annotation, molecular function: phosphotyrosine residue binding; guanyl-nucleotide exchange factor activity.